This is a messenger RNA of Aspergillus wentii DTO 134E9, 317 nucleotides long. RefSeq lists its product as uncharacterized. The transcript is spliced from 4 exons. The coding region runs from base 52 to 255 and encodes 67 amino acids. The record is from RefSeq and is a predicted model, not a curated record. Lineage: Eukaryota; Fungi; Ascomycota; Eurotiomycetes; Eurotiales; Aspergillaceae.
AGAGACUUCAUAGUGCCUUUCACUAAAUUUCCCCUCCAGACAUCAUACAAGAUGAAGCUCACAUCCUUGACUGUUUUGGUCGCGCUUGCCUUCGCUGGAUCUGCUCAUGGCUGGGACUGGUGUGCCGGUGAGACUUAUUGCAAUGAGGACGAGGACUGCGUUUCUGACUGUUGGGAUUAUGGGUCACCCGGUAAAAACAUAGGAUGCGGCAGUGGAUGGUAUCCUCACACCUGCUGGUAUGACCGUGGUUUUUAAUAAAACUUGAUGCCUUACAUAGGUGGAUUAUUAGGAGUAAAUACCAAUGAAUUAUACGGUCC